CCCUCCGCUCUGCACCCCCCUGAAACCCUCCCACAAAUCUCUCUCCCUCCCACCCCCGCUUCUCUCUCCUCCUUUCCCUUCCCCCUCCGCUCUGCACAACCCUCCCCGCCUCGGGAUUCGCGUUCGCCCCCCCUUCGUGCGGGAGGAGCAGGAAACCAGGGCACGGGAAGGGAGGGUUGCCGCGGCGGCGAGGAGCAGCGGCACCGUGAGGAAGAAGAGGUGAUGGCGGCGGCUAGGGUUUCGAUCCCGGCGGCGGUGCGGCGCACGAUCCAGAACAUCAAGGAGAUCGCGGGGGGCCACACCGACGAGGAGGUCUACGCCGCGCUCCGCGAAUGCGACAUGGAUCCCAACGAGACCGUACAGAAGCUCCUCUUCCAAGAUACCUUUCAUGAGGUGAAAAGAAAACGUGAGAAGAAAAAGGAGAGCAACAAAGAAUCUGCUGAUCCCCGAUGGAGACAUGGGACACAGGGGCGAGGUGGAAAGGCUGGCCGCGGGAACUAUUCUUCACGUAACUCCAGUGACCUCACUGGGAGAAAUGCUCUUGCGGGAAAGGAAAAUGAACUGAAUCCGAGCAUGGAAAAGUGUAGUAGCUCUUCACCUGUCAAUCCAAGCACAGACACAAAGAUAUCAACUUCCAUUUCAAGUUUGUCAGGUGGGUUAUCCAAUGGUCCAUCACAACCUCUUGCUGCCAUGGCGAAAAAUUCUGUUGCUAUGUUCCAUUUGCCAUCUUCAGAUUCAAAAGGACCGGCAGAUCUUAAAGGCGCUCCAGAAGAGGUCAUGGAUUUAGUUUCAGAUCCAAGCCAGUUGUCUACACAGCCGCCACCAUCUAUACCAGGAGUUUGUACUAUCGUUUCGGACCAAGUGCUUACUCCAUCCCUCGAAGCCUACAGCCAUGGUGAGAUUGUUGCUUCCAAACAUGCUUUCAGAAGUCAGCGGGCAGCAGCUGAAUAUAAGGUUGUUUCUGAUGAUGUAUCAGUAGUUCCAAAAGACACAUCCCAACCUUCUGGUUCGUCAUCUAUUGUGCUACCAUCUGGUAGUAGGCCAUCUUCCAGCUACAGUAGUCGCUCACAGCAGCCAAGUGGCUCGCAAAAAGCUGUUCCAAAUAAAGAGUGGAAGCCAAAACCAACGAACAAACCUACCCAAGCUGAAAAUGUUACCCGUGAUGAUGUAGCUGUUACUGUGGAGGUUCAGUCAGUUCCGGUAUUGACUUCCGCUCAUAAGGAGGAGAUCUCGUCGGAAAUGUGCAAAAGACUAGGUGAUGUGCACUUGUUCGAUAAGCAGCAUGUCAUUAUCCCGGAUCACCUUCAGGUCACAGAGUCGGAAAAGUAUGGUCUCAGUUUUGGCAGUUUUGGGACCAGCUUUGGUCAAACUGUGGGCUUUCCAAAUGACCAUGAGUGUGACAAGAGCUCUGUAGUGCCUGAAUAUGAAUCGUCGCAUGCGGUGGAUGAAAUUGUGGAAGAACCUGCCCCUAGUCAUGAGGGUGCAACCUCUACUGUUGAAGCGGCAACUCAGCCAGGUCUGCAGCAUCUGACUGCUGAUAAGGCUAAUACUAUUUCACAUCAAGAGGUGGAUAAUUCGUCCAAUCCUCCUAAAAUCUUACAAUCUGAUGAAAAUUCAGCAGCAUCACACACGCCCCCAGAUUUGGCCCAAAAUAUGUACUCAACAUUUGAAGUGCCACCACAAUCGCAAGGGAAUCAGACCCCGUUACUGGAGACAUCUGAAUAUCAGGUGCAACAGCCAAAUGAUUUUUCUGCAAAUUAUUACGCACAACUUUACCGGCCAAUCGCUGGUGUUGAUGGCCAUCUCUCACCAUUUACUGUUCCUGUUCCGGGAGCUCCUAUCAAGUCUGGGAACGUGUCAGUUCUGCCUACUCAAACUGGCCAGGCUCAAGAGGAACUUGACUCAAUGGUGCAGUCUUCAUCUGGGCCUACUCAACUUGCUACCCCAGCUCCUGGAGUUUUACCAAAUUCUAUUGCUAUUCCACAACAACCUCUUCCUGUGUUCCGCCAGCCUGUGGGUCUACAUGUACCUCAUUAUCAACCAAGCUUUUUCCCAUAUAAUCAGUAUCUCUCUCCGUUCUAUGUACCGCCACAUGCCCUUCACCAUUUCGUUGGUAAUGCUGCUUAUCCUCAAGCACCUUCCCCUGGAAACAUGUAUCCACCUGUAAGUUCAGCUGUUGCACCACCAGUCAAAUACUCUGCCGCUACAUACAAACCUGGUGCCAACACUGGAAGCCAGACAUAUACUGUAACACCUGGCGCCUAUGGGACAUAUGGUUCUAGUCCGUCAGUGUAUACAAAUAAUAAUGUGGUGCCAAGCGGAACUUCAGCAGAUAAUGGUGAUGUCAGUGGAUCACAAUUUAAAGAAAAUAACAUCUAUAUUGCCGGACAGCAGAGUGAAGGCUCCACUGUCUGGAUUCCUGCACCUGGACGGGAACUAUCCACUCUCCAAUCUAGCUCCUACUAUGGCCUGCCUCCACAGGGGCAGCAUCUCGCAUUUGCCCCUGCUCAAGCUGGUCAUGGUGCCUAUGCAGGGAUGUACCACCCCGCACAGACUCUGGCUGGAGGUGCUGUUCAUCCACUGCUCCAGCCUUCACAGACCAUUGCUGGAGCUGUUGAAAUGGUCGGGCCACCUUCCAAUGGUUAUCAGCAGCAGCAACAUGCUCAGAUGAACUGGGGUAGUUAUUGACUACAGGUAGUAGUAUAUUCUUGCGAGUAGCCACCUUAGGAGGGGAAAAAAAGAGCGUCAUUUGUUGGAUACCUCAGUGUUGGUAAAGUUUUCGAGUUUUCAGCAUAGGGUGCCUGAUCAAGAGUGUAUAUAUUAUCAAGCAUGGGUCAUCUGCAAGGUUGCAGAUUCCCAAAUGUUCUAGUGUUUUGUCUCUGGUUUGAUCUGUAGCAGGAAUCUGACCAUUAUGUUAGAUGAGGGUCUAUGCAGGUCCCGUUCUUUUGCCUCACCCCCACUUCAUUUUCAGUUUUACUCAAGAAAGUUCCGAGUUUCUUUUCCCUUGAGGUAAUAGAUGCUUUGGACUGAAAGUGAGCUAGUGAGGUUUUCAUUCUUUCUGCUGCUUUACAUGUAAAGUAGUAAAUUUUGGUGCUACGAGGACAUGUCUGUACUGUUGUACUUGGAUGUAAUACGAACAGCGGCAUAAACCAAACCCAAAUUUGCAGGCAAGCUUCAUUCCUGCUUGGUUUCAGCUUAA
Molecule: messenger RNA, 3199 nt
Organism: Brachypodium distachyon (stiff brome)
Lineage: Eukaryota; Viridiplantae; Streptophyta; Magnoliopsida; Poales; Poaceae
Product: GBF-interacting protein 1-like
Exons: 11
Coding region: 223-2688 (821 amino acids)
Source: RefSeq, a predicted model, not a curated record